This is a messenger RNA of Alosa alosa (allis shad), 2899 nucleotides long. RefSeq names its product transcription factor 7 like 1a (gene tcf7l1a). NCBI's taxonomy places the organism in Eukaryota, Metazoa, Chordata, Actinopteri, Clupeiformes, Clupeidae. The record is from RefSeq and is a predicted model, not a curated record. Gene Ontology annotation, biological process: canonical Wnt signaling pathway; regulation of transcription by RNA polymerase II; generation of neurons. The transcript has 12 exons. Gene Ontology annotation, cellular component: beta-catenin-TCF complex. The coding region runs from base 632 to 2416 and encodes 594 amino acids. Gene Ontology annotation, molecular function: RNA polymerase II cis-regulatory region sequence-specific DNA binding; DNA-binding transcription factor activity, RNA polymerase II-specific.
UCAGCUAACCAAGUACACUUACAGCCCCUUUCUUACCCCUAGGUCAAAGGGGCUAUUUUUCCUCAAGACAAAAAACAAACCUUGUGGAAAUUUAACAAGCAGAAUCUUAAAAGCGUUAAAAUGGAUCGGCAUCCUGAAAACAGGGCUUGAGAUUCUGGAUGUAUCCGUCGGUCAUGCAGAUUCCAUGUGAAUCAACAAGUAAAUGAGUGGAGCACAGCAACACUGAAACUUUCUGGACAGGAACGCCAAGACUUGCGGCAGCACACCAGACGAGCAGAAAACUUUUCGGAGGAGAUAUCUGCUUUUGCAGAGGUGCCCGAUCGAGACGCUCGUAUGGAUUUCGAAGGAUGACUUUUUACUUGCUCGGUCUUUCAAAGCGCGUAGAUUCCAAACUACCUCCUAAAGAAGAACACCGAGGCACAACUCCGUAUGUUGUCUAAACUAGUAAAUACAAGAUUAAGGUGUUAGAAAGUCAUAGCUAGGCCUUCAUUGGUAUUCAUUUUGUGGUUUAAAAUGAUCGUGUGUGGAAUUUUGAAUCUGUAGGUUUGGGAUACCGAUUUUUGGAGCUUUUCAAUACGGAUCAUAACAUUUCGAGAACUCCAUAUAAAAGUUCGGAUUGCCUCAUUUCAAAAUGCCACAGCUUAAUGGUGGUGGAGGAGAUGAUCUCGGGGCAAAUGACGAACUUAUAUCAUUUAAAGACGAGGGCGAACAGGAGGAGAAAAUAUCUGAAAAUGUAUCGUCGGAGAGGGACUUGGACGACGUGAAGUCCUCUCUUGUGAAUGAGUCAGAAAACACCAGCAGCUCAUCUGAUUCCGAGCAAACGGACAGGCGCCCACUGCCCAGACCGGAGCUAGAAAGUUACGAGAAGCACAGAGAGUACUUGGCAGAAGCUUUGAGAAGACAGCAAGAUGGAGGCUUUUUUAAGGGCCACCCUUACCAUGGCUAUCCGUUUUUAAUGAUCCCAGACCUCACCAACCCAUACAUUUCCAACGGAUCCCUGUCACCAAGUGCAAGGACGUACCUGCAAAUGAAAUGGCCUCUCCUCGAUGUCCCCGGAGCAGCUGCCCUCAAAGACGCCAGGUCUCCAACCCCAGGGCACUUAUCCAACAAAGUCCCAGUGGUCCAACAUCCCCACCAUGUGCACCCCCUCACUCCCCUCAUCACGUACAGCAACGAACACUUCUCUCCCGGCACCCCUCCCUCACACCUCUCCCCUGAGAUCCUAGACCCUAAAACAGGUAUUCCACGGACGCCCCAUCCGUCUGAACUCUCCCCAUAUUACCCCCUCUCCCCGGGGGCAGUGGGGCAGAUUCCUCACCCCUUGGGCUGGCUGGUUCCUCAACAAGGCCAACAUAUGUACUCCAUCCCCCCAGGAGGCUUCAGACACCCGUACCCAGCUCUGGCCAUGAAUGCCUCCAUGUCUAGCCUGGUGUCCAGCCGCUUCUCUCCCCACAUGGUGCCCCACCCGUCCCACGGCCUGCACCAGACGGGCAUCCCGCACCCAGCCAUAGUCUCGCCCGCUAUCAAACAAGAGCACCACGGCGAGGGCGGCAGCAGUUCCAUGCACGGGAAAUCUUCUGUACCCGUCAAGAAGGAAGAAGAUAAGAGGCCACAUAUCAAAAAGCCCUUAAAUGCCUUCAUGCUCUACAUGAAAGAGAUGAGGGCCAAAGUGGUGGCGGAGUGUACACUUAAGGAGAGUGCGGCCAUCAAUCAGAUACUGGGCAGAAGGUGGCACUCCCUGUCUCGUGAGGAGCAGGCCAAGUAUUACGAGCUGGCGAGGAAAGAGAGGCAACUGCACCAGCAGCUCUACCCCGGCUGGUCGGCUCGGGACAACUACGGCAAGCGGAAGAAGAGGAAGAGAGAAAAUAAGCCUGACGGCUCACCACAGGAGAGCUUCUCGCCGCCGCAGAGCAAGAAGCCCUGCAUGCCGUACCUGUCCUCAGAGAAGAUGUGCGACAGCCCUACCUCCUCCCACGGCAGCAUGCUGGACUCCCCGGCCACGCCGUCGGCCGCGCUGGCCUCCCCGGCCGCCCCCGCUGCCACCCACUCCGAGCAGGCCCAGCCCCUGUCCCUCACCACCAAGCCCGAGGGACGCUCCCACCACCACCCCCACCACUUCCCCCUGCCGGGCAAAGCCUCCACCAGCAGCUCCUCCUCCUCUUCCUCCUCCUCCACCUCAUCUUCCUCCUCCUUGUCCUCCAUCUCCUCUGCCUCCUCCGGUCACCCCAGCCUCUCGCUCCACCUGGGCUCUGCUGGGGGCCAGCACGCCUCCCUGCUGUCCCGGCCCAUCCCCUUCACCUCCCUGCACCCCUCCAUGCUCUCUCCAGGCUCUCCCUACCACCAGGCAGCUCUGCACUCCCACCAUGCCCUGCUACAGACACAACCCCUCUCCCUGGUUACCAAAUCGUCAGAUUGAAUCAAAAUGUUUUUUGUUUUUGUGUUGUUUUUUCGUUAUUUUCGACAAAAAAACUUUUUACAGCUGUAUAUUGCUUUUUACCUUUUUAUAGAUAUUAGACCAUUUUUAAAAAUAGUAUGAAAAGGAAUAAUUAUUGGUCAAUAUUUGACCACCCCUCUGUUUUGCUUCUCUCUAUGAAACAAAGUGUAUUUUUUUGUAAAUUGCCAUACGGUUACCUUUUACAAUUGCAUUUCUCCAAUGUUCUCUUUGUAAAAAAGACAAAUGUAUAAAGUUUUCCCCUCCAUCAUUUUUUUUUAAAAUGAAAACAAAAUACCAUUUGUAGUUUUUAGUUCAAUCUAAUGGUAGUUAUCAGUUUAGGAGUUAGGAGUGUUCAGUACUGGCUUCCUGUUAUACUUUUGUGAACCACCUCACCCUUUCCCUAACCCUGUGUGUGUGACUCUCCUAAGACUCCAUAGAUAAUAAACCUCAAGUUAUUUCUAAAGA